Molecule: messenger RNA, 1822 nt
Organism: Triplophysa rosa
Lineage: Eukaryota; Metazoa; Chordata; Actinopteri; Cypriniformes; Nemacheilidae
Gene: dusp11
Product: dual specificity phosphatase 11 (RNA/RNP complex 1-interacting)
Exons: 10
Coding region: 194-1186 (330 amino acids)
Biological process (GO): protein dephosphorylation
Molecular function (GO): polynucleotide 5'-phosphatase activity; protein tyrosine/serine/threonine phosphatase activity
Source: RefSeq, a predicted model, not a curated record
UUGCACCUCCCGGCCCGAGGAGGCAGCAGAGCCCGCAGACCCCGAGCUGAAGAAUGACGUCACUGGAGCAGGACACGCGUAUGUGUGUGUGUAACGAGGAAGUGGAACAUCCUAGAGAGUUCUGUCUGGGAUAUAUUGCGAUAUUUUGUGUUUUGCAUAUAUCAAAACAAAGCCCCUAAACAGCUGCGAAGUCAUGCCUUUCAAAAAAAAUGGAAUUCCUGACAGGUGGACAGACUAUACAGCAGUGGGGAAACGGAUCCCUGGAACACGUUUUAUUGCCUUCAAAGUUCCUCUAAAAGAGUCUUUGAGUAAUCGUUUAACACAAAUGGAAGCCUUUGGGCCAUUUGAUCUUGUAAAUAUGUUGGAGAAGGAAGGCCAAGAGUUGGGGCUUAUCAUUGAUCUUACCUUCACAACUCGAUACUACAAACCAGUGGAUUUGCCCAACACACUACACUACUUGAAGAUUUUCACAGCGGGACAUGAAGUGCCGAGUGAUGCCACAAUUCUCAGCUUCAAGAAGGCUGUCAGACAUUUUCUGCGUGAGAAUGAAGAUAACGAUAAACUGAUAGGUGUUCAUUGCACUCAUGGUUUAAAUCGCACUGGCUACCUUGUAUGUCGAUACCUUAUUGAUGUUGAUGGGAUGAAGCCCCGAAAAGCGAUUGAUUUGUUUAAUGAGUCAAGGGGACACUCAAUAGAAAGGCAGAACUAUCUAGAUGACUUGAUGGCGAGACCCAAGAGAAGUAAUGAGGGUAUAGAGGAACCAGACCAAGAACCCGUUCUGGGCUGUUUAAGCCUGACACAAGAUCCUCCUUCUCAUCAAAGUGAACGACAUAAUUAUGCUUCUUUUAAUGGUCAAAGACCUCACCCAGGCCACAGAGGACACCAACCUCAAUUUUUCCCAAAUAACAGUAUGAUGCGGUUCGGACCCCCACAGCAGCUCCGUCCCCCCUUGUUCUCUACUCCACCGCCAGGAAUAAGGUUUAUGAGACCUCCACAUUUCAACCAGAGCUUCAGAGGGCACCACAUGAGGUUCGAUGAUUCAUGGGAAGACCCACAUGCACUUCCUUUUGCUUUUCCUGCAGAAGGAUGUUCUGGACCCCAAGGGCCCCGCAGAAAAAACCGACAUAGGUUUAGGAAAGGUGCAAAAGAUCAGACUCCACGUGGAAAUGCAGGAGACUUUCAUUAAUUAAGAAAACCACUAGACUGUGCUACAUUCUGUACACAAACUGUAAUGGGUCUUGUUUAUUCGUCCUUUGUGUGGUGGAACUGUUUCUGUGGUUCAGUCUUUGAAAGCAGCCUUUACCAGCUGACAGGUUUGAUAUGUUGGUUAGGGAGUUUAAUUUAUUUUUUUACCUGCAACUGUCUUAUUUUAUCAGACACAUCUUAGUCACAUAAUGCAAUCUAAUGCCAUUUAAAAGAGCUGUAGUUUGUUCAUAUAAUGUGAUGACAUUCAUGAAGGCCUUUUGUAACCUGCUUUUAUGCCACCAAAUGCUUUGUUUUCAGCAUUAAAGCUGAAACGUCUGGCAAAUGUUAUGGAGUGUUUUUAAAAAAAUAAUCUUGUGUGUUGGUGUUUGGCCUCUGACUUAUUUGGUUAACGCUGGAUGACCAUACUGUGAGGUUUAUAUGGAAAUAUUAAACACUAAAGUGCAAUUAAAGGAGUUUACCUUUAUUUUUUAGCAGAAAUAUUUUGAUUUUCAUUUAGCUUUGUAUCAUAUUGAAUCGCAUUGUUUGGCCAUUAAAGUGUUUUAUGUGACCUGAGAGACAGGUUGAGAGAGACUUUUAUUGUCAUAAAAGUGUAGAAAAUCUAAUUAAAUAAGGUUUA